Molecule: messenger RNA, 2799 nt
Organism: Ailuropoda melanoleuca (giant panda)
Lineage: Eukaryota; Metazoa; Chordata; Mammalia; Carnivora; Ursidae
Gene: GTSE1
Product: G2 and S-phase expressed 1
Exons: 12
Coding region: 242-2425 (727 amino acids)
Cellular component (GO): cytoplasmic microtubule; microtubule cytoskeleton
Molecular function (GO): microtubule binding
Source: RefSeq, a predicted model, not a curated record
CGGCGUUGCGGAGCGCCUUCAAACUGGCCAAUCGUCGGCCCGAGACGCGCCUGUCGCGCCGCGUUUAAAUCCCAGGCCGGGGCGGGGCCGCCGGGUGUCGCCGUCGCUCGGGUGAAGGAGGCGGUGGCUCGGGCGGGGUCCCCUCGCGCUUUCGUGACUCCCUGACAGCCCUCGCCGUGGAAGGAGGACACACCGGCGACGCGCCUUCAGCCAGCCAGCCAGCCAGCCAGGAGAAGCAGAGAUGGAUGUCCCCAAGGAGGAUGACAUUCUUCUCUUGGCUGAUGAAAAAUUUGACUUCGAUCUUUCAUUGUCUUCUUCAAGUGCAAAUGAAGAUGACGAAGUCUUCUUUGGACCUGUUGGGCAUAAAGAAAGAUGCGUCGCUGCCAGCUUGGAAUUAAAUCAUCACAUUCCCGAAGAACCUCUUUUGCCAGCCUCGGAAAGUCACUUCACCUGGAGUCCUCUCACUGGGGAAAAAUUUGUGGAAGUGUAUAAAGAAGCUCACUUAUUGGCCUUACAGAUAGAAAGCAAGAGCAAAACCAAGGCAGCCCGAGAUGUCACAGCUGAAGAUCUUUGGAGCCAGGGCAUGGAAAGAUUUAUACAGGAAUCAAAAUUAAAAAUAAGCCUAUUUGAGAAAGAAAAUGAAAUGAAGAAAAGCCCCAAGUCACUUAAGAGGGAGACCUAUUACCUGUCAGACAGCCCCUUGAGGGGCCCACCACUUCUGGGAACCCAGACCCCCUCGGGCAUGGCCCUCCCAAGCCCUCCUGCCCAGACACAGGGACCGCCACACUCACCCCGCUCUUCUUUGCCAGUGGAACCAAGUAGUGCUCACCCUCCAAACCAGGCAGGGACUCAGAGGAAGGUCAUCAGCAAACUGGUGCGGCCCCGAGCUUCUUCUGUGAGAGGGAAAAACAUUCAUGUGGCCACUGAGCAGCCUAUGAAAAGGAUACCAGCCAGUCCUUCCAAUAUGAAAGUCUUCAGUGAGAAGGAAUCCCACAGGGACAUGCCCCCUGACAAAUCCAGCGCCACCCGGGAGCUCACUAGCUUGCCAGCUGGUGGAAGCCGCUUGGUCCAAGGCAAGCGAUCCCUCCCAGUUCCAAACAAGUUGGGGCUGAAGAAAACCCUGUUGAAACCAGCUGGUUAUGCUGGUGGUCUUUCAAGAAAGUCCUCUUCCUCGGGAUCCGUUUCAGCUGUGAUUUCUAGCCCAUGUGCUUCUCCAGCAGCCGGCAGGGCUAGAUCCAGUGAACCCGCAAGCAUUUCUGCAGGCAGUUCCCCGCCUCUGUCGAACAGCAGCCCGUCAGGCAGGACGGGACCUGCCACACCGUGGCAGACUGUGCAGGCAGGCCCUGCGGGUACCUCCUGUGGGCAGAGCAGAUGGGCCGCGACGGCCGAGGUGAUGGCGGAGCCGGCCAAGGCGCCCACCCCAGGGGUUCUCGCCCGAGCCCCGACGCCAGAACGGGGAGGCCCGGGGCUGAGCUCCGGCUCCACCUGGUCACAGCCCUGUCAGUUGAAUGCAGCCUGGAAUGCGAGAAGGCGUGACUCCUCCCUACUCUGCAGGACUCGGGCUGUGCCCACCCCUACAAGUCAAUUUAAGAUCCCCAAGUUUGCUACUGGUGAGCCCCCAGACAGCGCAACGCCGAAGUCCUGUCGGGCACAGAGGCCACAGUCCUGCACGUCGGCGGGGAGGGUGAUUGUCCAUAGCACUCCUGCUAGACGCUCAUCAGUGGCGGCCCCACAGAGUCUUGUAAGCAGUACUAGGACCCCCAUGAGUACUAAGCACGUGUCAGCCCUGCCCACACCUGCCAGCCGUCGGCUCUCUGGCCUUCCAUUUGUGACCCCUAAAACUAUGCCCAGAGCUCUGGCUUCACCCCUGUAUGUGUCUGCUCGGCGGCUUUCUUCGGAGCCCCGGGAAAAGUCUUCAGUGAGAGCUGCACCCACGAGGGGGGGCAACAGCAAGGCUGCCUCUAGGCGCGAGGACUCGUCGCCUGACGGGCCUUUUUCCCCUCCGUCGGCCGUGCCGCAGGCACUUCACUUUUCUCCAGAAAAGAGUGACUUGGCUUUUUCAAGAGGUAUCAGCACAGAAGUAGAGCUGGACGCAGCCCCGCCGCCUGGAGAUACACCUGCUAGUGAGGCUAUUCUCGUGGAUAUCAAACUGGAUCAACUUGCCAUCACUCCGAAAGCGGAAAGCAUGGCCCUCAUCGACGUCCCUCUCAUUGACUUUUGCAAUAGUCCAGAAGCACGCGUGGCUGUGGGGUCUGAGAGUAGACCUCUGAUCGACCUGCUGGUAAACACUCCGGACGUGAAGAGAAGCACUGCGUCCAAGGCUGCACAGGAGGUGGGGCAGCUGAUAGACUUGGCUUCUCCUCUGAUCCAGCUGAGUCCCGAGGCUGACAAGGAAAACGUGGAUUCUCCACUUCUCAAGUUCUGAGGAGAAUACAGUCCUCUGUGUUUUAGUCUUUCUAAAAGAACUGUCAGUCCUAAGGUGGAUUUCAACCCUUAGAUAUAAUCACAGGAGUUGUGUUGGGGGAAAAACUAACCCUCAGGAAAGGUCCCAUGCCCAGAGGGGGUGCUGCAGGACUGGGGGUUUUGGGGCUCCCGAGGUCACUGCUGCCCCGUAGCUCCCCUCUGCGCUGCCCCGAGCACCGGGCUGGAGCAUGGAGUUGCAGUCGCUCCAGAUGAAGGCUUUCGUUUUGAGUCUUCUGUAUGUAAAAUAGCAAGUGACUGUUUUUUAAAAUUAAGUUUGUAUGAAAAGUAAAAUAUUCUAGAUUUAAAUUAAAUUGUAAAAUAAAUGAAAAUUAUUAA